Molecule: messenger RNA, 2215 nt
Organism: Alligator sinensis (Chinese alligator)
Lineage: Eukaryota; Metazoa; Chordata; Crocodylia; Alligatoridae
Gene: CHST4
Product: carbohydrate sulfotransferase 4
Exons: 4
Coding region: 280-1473 (397 amino acids)
Biological process (GO): keratan sulfate proteoglycan biosynthetic process; N-acetylglucosamine metabolic process; carbohydrate metabolic process
Cellular component (GO): Golgi membrane
Molecular function (GO): N-acetylglucosamine 6-O-sulfotransferase activity
Source: RefSeq, a predicted model, not a curated record
UCUGGGCACGGCUCGUGGGGAGGCUGGUGUCUGCGGUGCUGCAGAUGCUGUCCGGCCAGGGCGAAUUUGCAGGGUAGGACUGAGGGAGCUGCUGAGACCUCUUAUGUUUCCAAAUUUCCAGGGCAGUCUCUUGAAAACUGGGGAAUUUGGUGGCUUUCUGUCCGUGCCUAUGAAGCUUGUAUGCUGUUGGAGAGGAAACUGCUUAAGUAUCGCCAGGCCUGGAUGGUUUGUGUGUGAGCUAUUGUGGUCUUUUUGCUGCUUUUGGGGCUCCCAAUCACCAUGCUGACAUUUAGCAAGGUGGUGGUCGGGGUGAUUGUGGCAGUUCAAGCUGUGGCUCUUGUCCACUUCUUCCUCCUUGUGCCUCAAAGAAGCAGUUCCCUGCAGCAAGAGAAGCAGUCCCAGGUGCACAUCCUGAUCCUCUCCUCCUGGCGAUCAGGGUCUUCCUUCACUGGCCAGCUCUUCAGCCAGCAUCCUAAUGUCUUCUAUCUGAUGGAGCCUGCCUGGCAUGUGUGGACUACAAUGCAUCAGAAUACUGCCCACAGCUUACACAUGGCAGUGCGUGACCUAGUCAGGUCUGUUUUCCAGUGUGACAUGUCUGUGUUUGAUGCAUACAUGUCUAGGGGGAGAGAAAAGUCUGAUUUAUUUCAGUGGGAGUCUAGCCGGGCCCUGUGCUCCCCACCUGCAUGUGAUGUCUUCCAGCGCAGUGACAUAAUUGCCAAGUCUCACUGCAGGACUGUCUGUAGCAAAUACCCAUUCAGCACGGUGGAGCAGGCUUGCAGGCUUUAUAGCCAUGUUGUCCUCAAGGAGGUCCGGUUCUUUGACCUGAAGGUUCUCUAUCCACUUCUCAGUGACCCCUCACUGAAUAUCAGAAUCAUCCACCUGGUCCGUGACCCUCGGGCUGUAUUUCUAUCCCGCGAGAAGGUUGCGCCUGAUCUGGUACGUGACAGUGACAUUGUGGUAGGGCCCGAGAACAACCAGGGAGAAAUGGGCCCUUAUAAUGUGAUGCAGGAAAUCUGCAAAAGCCACAUCCAGAUUUAUACAGAAGGCAGCCAGGCUCUCCCCAGCUCUCUCCAGGGCCGCUAUAUGCUGGUGCGCUAUGAAGAUAUUGUCAAAGAUCCCCUGGAAAAGACUGCAGAGCUCUACAAGUUUGCAGAACUCGGCUUCCUGCCAAAACUGCAGAGGUGGGUGUACAACGUCACCCAUGGGAAAGGGCUGGGGGCAGGGGCCUUUGACAUCAGCUCCAGAAAUGCAGUGAAUGUCUCUCAGGCUUGGAGGAAGUCCCUGCCCUUCCACAAAAUACAAAAGCUGCAACAGGUGUGCAAGGAUGCCAUGGAGCUGCUAGGCUAUCGAUUGCUGGCAUCAGAGGAGGAGCAGACGGACAUGACACUGGACCUCUUGCUUUCUCAGCAUCCCCCUACCAGGCAGAAACAGGAGCUGAGGACAGAAAAGUCACCCCCGGCUCUGGCCAGCUGAGAGCCACAGAAUGCACAGCUCUGCAACAGGACCGAGUGGGAGGGUGGGUGAGUGGUGCAUGUGUACAUGCAUGUGGAGGGGGUAGCAAACGACCCUGGGAAAGAACAGAGUGGCAGGCCCUGUGCCCAUUGCUGAUCUCCUUCCCCACUGUUGAUCUCCUUCCCCACUGUUCACUUUCCACAUGACCCAGUCUAGACCAGUGACUGCAGUUCCCUGGGCAGCCCAGCCCUGUGGAGUAACACAGGUCCUUGUUCUCCUGACAGUCUUUGGUUUGGGUGGGACAGAGCUCCGAAAAAGUGCAGAUUAGGGUGGACAGAACUCCAAAGGAGCAGGACCAGAUGGCAAAGUAGGAUCCCAACAAAGCCAACAUUAAACAGCAACAGAACUGCAGGCAGGAGCUGUAUUCCUAGAGACUGGGAGGCAUGAGCGAAUGUCACUCACAGUGAGCAUCUACUAGCCUCUGUUACCUUAAUGCCAAAGGAGAGAGAAACUGGAUUUGAGGCAAGUUUUGCAGCAGGCAAGAAUUCUUGUGGGUGAUAUCUCUUAUUAGGGCACCUGUGUGGCUGGGAUGUUCUGAGGUUGUGGAGCUUUUUGCUGAUCUUUUCUUUUUCUGAUCCGUGCUCUGUACCUGGGUGAUCAGCAUUGGUGGUAGUGUUGCAAAGGAUCUGUGUUCACUUCCCCCCCGGUGUUGUACUGGAAAAGCAACAGAACAGCCCUGGCUGAACUAAUAAAAAAGAAUUAA